AUGUCUCGCUUGUCUCACGUAGAAACGUUGGAGGAAACAUGCUUCACAAGCUCGAUCGAAAGCUCUGUAGACGCAGCAGAUGCGACUUUGCACCAUCUGGCCUCAGCUAAGGAAACGUUUGGUGACCUAGAGGCUGCUUAUCGGACCUUCAAACACGAGCUGGAAAUGGUGAAGACUGAGCAUGCCGCGCAGAUCAAUCAACUUCACACCCGUCUAGAAAACCUUCAGAAGGCAAAGGGCGUCUCAGAUGAACAACUAAAUCAGUCGCGAGCCGAGUGUAAGAGACAUCAAGAGGAACUGGUAACGAUUAAGCACACCCUUGCGGAGAGAGACUGGGAGAAGGAGAAUCUCGUACACGAGGUGACCUCGAGUAAGAACACCAGAAAUGUCAUACAAAAGGAAAAGGAGGAGUUGGAGAAAGAGUUUGCGAGUCUGCAACGGGAGAUGGCGUCCAUAUCAGCGGCAGUUAUCCAAAGAGGCGCAGUGGAGGAUAAUGAGCAACUUCGUGCUACAAAACAAGAAGCUGCUCAAUGGGAAGAGAGUUACAACUCUUUAAUGCAAGAGAAGGAAAGCUUUCAGAACGCUUUAAUGGAGCUACAGGACAAACUUGCCAAUAUUCAGGCAGAAUACGAGAAGUCACAAAGGGAACUGAUGAGUUGCAAUCAAAAUUACAAAAUUAAGGUAUCUAAGCUGGAGAUGCAGUUACAAAGCGCAAGCAAACAGAAAGAGAACUUCAAAGCACAGCUGAACGAUUCGCGCGAUGAGUUACGCCAAAACAAAGAUAUACACUCUCAGUUGCAGAAGAAACUCUUCGAGGUACAACAACAAGCUGACAACUCUGAGGAAGUAUUAGCAGCUAAACAACGCCAAGCGGAAAAACUUGAAAUCGCCAAUAAAGAUCUCGUGUCUAAGAUUGAAGAUUUAAAGGAAGAGAUGAAAAAACAGAGGAUGUCUUUAGAACUGCAUGCCACGCAAAGAAAAGGUGUCGAAACUGAGUUGAACUUGUCGCAGUCAAAAGUUACUGAGUUGGACACCGGUUUACAAUCGGCAAUAACUGAAAAAAAUGAUCUUCAGAGACAGCUAUUUGCUGUGUCAAGUAAGCUUACAACUAUGGAAGAGACUAAUAGGAGGAUUCUUGAGAGAGCGACAGAACUUGAAAUGGAGAAUUCAAAGCUGCGCGAUACUGUUUCGGAAUUAGAAUCAGAAAUAUUUGCUCAAGGGAGAAAAGUAUCACAGUUGGAACCUAGUUAUGCUCAAGCCCAGGGUGAUAUUGAACAGCUCACGAUAAAACUUGAAGAAUCUUCAAUUAAAAUCAGCCAGCUGGAGUCCAGCCACGAAGCAACAGUUCGCGAGAAAGACAGACUAAGAGAAGAACUUACUCUAUCUGAACGACGAAUUACUGAGACAAGGUCUCUAUUACAGAAAACUGAAGAUGCUUGCAACGAACUAGAAGAGAAGAUGGCGGCAAUGAAAGGUCAGAUGUUUAAGUUUGAGGGGCAAAGAGAGAGUCAGUCUAAACAGAGGGCAAACCUCAAAGCCGAGCUGGAGGAAGAAAGGUCCAAGGUCACAAAAUUAAAAGCAGAGCUUGCAAGUACAAAAAGUCGUUACGAUGAGUUUCAGAGAAACGCAGAUCUAAAGCAAAAGGAGUCUGGCAAAAAAGAUAAAAUCAUGGAGGAUUUGAGAGUCUCCGUGACGGCACACGAGUUGAAGACAGAAUCUCUGCUCAGUGAGGUUAGCAAACUUCAAGCACAGAUUGAAAUAACGGAGGAAGAGAAAAGGGAACUGCGAGAGGAGACUUUAGACGCCCAGAAAAGAGUCCGAGAUGCGGUUGCCGAAAACCGACAGGCAUCCGAAGAGAACGAAAAAUUAAACCUUGAAGUUCAGUCAUUUUACAAACGAUUGUCUGAGCUACAGGCUUCUUAUAACACAUGUGAGCACGAAAAAUUCGAUUUUCAACACCAGACCAUGGCUUUACAGCAGAAGGUCAGUAAACUGGAGGCUGAGAUCGAAGAAUCGGUUAAGCAGCACUCUGCCAGCGAGAUACGCAUACAGGAAUACGCCACAACCCAUAAUGCUGUUAGCCAAGAGAUUUCUUUACUUCAAAGUAAACUUCUUGAACAACAGUCUAUCAACAACGACCUUUGCAAGGAUAUAGCAGAAAAAGACGCAUUUUCUAAACAGCUUCAAGAGAAAUUAGGUGUGCUCAAAGUGGACUAUGAAGCUUGCCACAAAGAGCUGAAGAAUGUGAGGGACAUGCGCGAAAUGAGUGAAAAGGAGAAGAAAAUGUUACACAAAGACCUCGUGAUUAGACAGGAGGAGUAUUCAAGAGCACAGGGCCUCUAUGAAGCAACUUUAAAACGUAAGGAGCAGCUAGCGGCAGAACUCAAUACGGCACAGAAUCAGAUGGCUAACAUGGAAUUGUCUCUUAAGAGGACUGUAGCCGCUGACAAGGCUAGAGACCUGGAUCACGAGCGAUCGCGGGCAAGUGAACUUGCCAAACAAUUAGCAACAUAUAAAAGCAAAGUAAGCUCCCUGGAGUCUCUGUCUGAGCUUUCAAAGAACGACAUUCAAGGCGUCCUUGACGAAUUAGAAGAAACAGAAAAUAAAAUGUCUGUUUUGAAGCAAGAGCUGGAAGAGACAGUGGCGAACAAAGAAGAGCGAGAGAAAAAGCUAUGCCUUUUAAAGAGAACGAACUCUGAGCUUGAAGAAGAAGUUUUGAUUUGUAGACAAAUUAAAGAGAGAUCAGAAGGAGAACUCCAUAUUAUGAGAACGAGGAUCGCAAAAUAUGAAUCACAAAUCGAGACUAUUCAAGAUCAGAGAGCGCAGCUGAAGGAACAACUUGAUACAAACAACGCUAAGCUUGUUUGUGAUAAAGAUCAAAUUAUGCGACUAGAGAGCCAGGUUAUCGAAGAAAAGAAGAUCAAAGAAACUAUUAAUAAAGAGAUUGUCAGGAAAGAGCAGCUCGUGGAUGAGCUUCAAGUGAAAAUCAGAUCUACAGAAGCAGAAUUAGAGAAGGCAAAAAAUGAACUUAUUACCAUCAAAGUGACAAAUGAGGGGCUGAGAGCAGAGAAAAGCGAGUACGAAAGCAGAAUAACAAACCAACGAGAAAAGCUUGAACAACGUGAGACAGAAGUGUUUGCGCUUAGAGACUCAGUCAUGAGGUUAGAGCAAGAAAUAAGUACUUCCAAAUUAAGGACUGCGAGUCUUGAGGCCAGAAUAUCGAACCUUGAACUCGAUAAAAAGGACUGCAAAACCCAAUGGGAGGAGUCACAGGGGAGAAUCGCAAAGCUGAAGACAGAUUUAAAGGUGUCCCUCAGUCAGAUCCAAGAUAAGGAGCGAUCUUUUGAAAGUCUGCACUCAGAGUUAAAAGAGAAAGGGACUGCUCUGGAAAAAGCGAUGAACGACAAAAUUGCUAUGGAAACGGCGGUAUCAGCAUUGCAACAGGACUUGGAUAUCAUGAAAGCUAACUAUGAAAGGAGUCAGUCGAGAGCAAAGGGCCUGGAGGAUAGCUUAGAGGAGGCUAACAUUAACAUCUCUAAACUCGAGUCAAGCACUUUCUUGAGUGAAAAUGAGGAACUUGAGAAGUCAUCUGAUGAGACAUUAUGGGAAACUGAAGCUUUAUAUAGGCAAAGUCAAGAGAGGGAAAGUUCACUGAGAAAGAAAAUUGAUGACUACAAGAUCAAGAUUAAAAGAAUCGAAGCUGAGAACAAAAAUGCGCAACAAGAAAAUAUGGAACUCAAUCGUGAGAUCAGCCUCCUUCAGAGGAGAACACAAGAGUAUGAGCUGAAAAUCGAGAAAUUCGAACAAGACAAGAGAGCUUUGCAAGAGGAGCUGAUUGGCCAUCAUGGCAAAUUGUCCGAUCUGGAAGUGAAAUAUGAAUAUGAGAUCCGCGAGAAGGAGUCUGUCAAACGCCAACUUGAAAGUGCACUUCAAAGAGCAUCGGCGAGUCGAGAAGAGUUUUUGAAAAACGAUAAACAGCUUAUAGAACAAAGAAUUGGAGCAGACACCAUAAAGAAAGAGAUGGACGAGAAAGUUCUCAUUAUCAACCAGUUGAAAGCUAGCAAACUCUACUUGGAGGAAAGCAGCGAGAGUAUAAAACAAACUUUAGCUGCAUCUCGCGAAGAAUACGAAAGAAUGAAGGUUGAGAAGGACCACUUACAACAGGAAAUCUUGUCUCUUGAAUCGUCCAAUACAGAAUGUGGAACCCGAAUCAAAAAGCUAGCCAAUGAAAGAGAUCGAAUGAAACUCGAGCAUCAAUCUGCUUUGUCUAAGAUAGCGUCACUGGAACAUCAAGUAAUGGAACAAAAUCGAGAGACUGAAUCACUCAGUGGAAAGGUAGAGGAAUGGAAGAAUAAUUCAUUGAUACAUCAAGAAAGUAAAGUGGCAGCAGAUGAACACAUUGCAGAUCUAGAAGCUGACAUAGAUCGACUAAAGACCGAAGCCAUGAAGAAAGAUGCCGAUACAAGAGAGCUUCACGGGAGGUAUGCUAAGUUGGAAACCGAAACUGAGUCUUUAAGGAAGAACCUGCACAGGGUCGAAACGGAAAAUGGUGAGCUGGCUGAAAAAUGCAGAAGUCUUGAAGUUCAGAAUAAAUCUCUUUCACGACGUGAGGCUGAUGACAGAGUGAGUUCAGUUUUCCAGGAAAAAGUUUCAAAUCUUGAAAGGGAGAUCAAGAUGCAAAAAAGAAAAAUUGUUGAGUUGGAAGCCAGCAGCCGAGAAUAUGUUGCGAAAGAAGGGGAACUGCAACAAAAUUUGUACGAAGCUCAGGCUGAGGUUUCAAAAUGGGAAUCGAAAUACAGCAUGAUCCUAGCAAGAAAAAAUGAUAUAGAGCAAGAUCUCAUCGCACUGCAAAAGGAAUUCACCCCGUUAAAAGACGAUCACCAUCAUUCUGUAGUUCGCUUGGAAACUGUUCGUGGUGAAAUGCAAGAGGCUCAAAACAAGAUCUUAAAAUUGGAAAUGGAGGCGAAUUCAGCUGAUAAUGUGCAGAGGCAGUUAGAAGAUAGAGUGCAAGAGUACAUAGAAAAGCUCAAGAUUAGAGAUGAUGAACUGUUAACUGCUCAGCGCAGUUUGCAAGAGGCCAGAUUGCUUCUUGAACACAGCGACGUGACAAGGCAUGAAAACGGGUCCAGUGAUCGCUCGGCAGACGACAACCAAAAGCUUCAGAAGGAAGCUUUCGUGCUUCAGAAGGAAUUGAGUGGCGCGCAGUGUUUGUUGACAGCGGCAAUAAGGGAGAGAGAUGAAUCCUGCAAAGAAGUAUUUAACCUAAAGAGAGUUGUCACAGAGCUGCAAGGAAAACUGGAUGCAUCACAACAGGAGAUUCUAGAACUCCAAACCAGCGUCACUGGGUACCAACGAAAGAUGGCAACGUCUGAUGAAGGAUUCCAGAAGGCAACUAUUGAGCAAUUGACGAUCAAGACCCAGCUGGAUGAGGCCAACAAAAAGGUUGCCUAUAACAAAGAAGAAUUCUUUGAAACGCAGAGAGAGCUUUUCAGCCUUAGAGGUUUGGUUGAAAAUUAUAAAAAGGAGCUGGCGAAUAAAGACAGCUUCCACAGAGAACAAGGCACGAAAAUAAGGCUCCUGGAAGAGGAAUUACGAUCAUACAAGCUAAGGAUUGCCUGCGGAAGUAAUGAUUAUAACACUAUGUAUCAGGAGUUAGCAAAACUGAAACUCCAGCUCGAGGAAAAAGAUAAUUGCCUUUCAAGUUCAGAAGAAAAUAUGAGGAGGAUUAUUCAAGAAAACAGCAAGCUCCAGUUCGAAAUAUCUGACGUUCAGGCUCUUGAAUUAAAGCAAAGACGCGAUGUUAGCGAGUCAAAUCAUAAGACUGAAUGCCUUCAGGGAGAAAUAAUAUCGCUGCGUCAAAAGAUGUCGCACUUGGACGCGCAGAACUCCGCUAAAGAAGAAGAACUUCAAGACUGCAGAAAGGAAUUGCUUAGCUUAAAGAGGGCUAACUUUGGAUUUAAGUCUCAGUAUGAAUCACUUCAGAGACAAAUACAACAAUUACAAACGGAGUUGUCGGCGUCAAAAGCUAAGCUUAGCAUUUUCCAAGUAGAUGAAUCCAAGAGCAAAACGCACAUUUCUUUUUCCAGUAGGUUAAUGAAGGAUGGACUCCCAGCAGAAAACACAGCCCAGAGAAGUGAAGAAAGUGCGCGCGAAAUUUCUCGAUUAGAAGGGAAAGUACUGGAUCUCGAAGCUAAGUUAGCUGCUGUCAGUCAAGAGAAAGAGAAGCUAGAAUGUGAAGUGAUCUGGAAAGCGAGAAGGAUUGACGAUCUCGAGGGAAGGGUAUUAAAGGAUACUAGGCAGGAGACAGAUAUAAGUACUAUAGAAAUAAAAAUAACGGCACUUGAACAGGAUUUAAUUGCCUCAAAAAAUACAAUCACACGGUUAGAAAACGACCGCGAGGCAUACGAGAAGAAAAUAAAAUUCACUGAAGAAAGGUUUAUCUCGGCUGAACAGAAAGCACUUCAGAUGGAAUCAGCUUAUCGUUUGAGUCAGGAGAGAUUCAACGCAGAGCACAAGAAGUUUCUGGAAGUCCAAAACAGGCUUUCUGUAAAAACAACCUCUCUACUCGAAUCGAGCGCCACAAAAUUAGUGAAAACGUUAGACGAUGAACUUCAAGUACAGCUGCGGAAAGAGGAUGAGCUAAGGACAUUAAUAGAGGGGGCCAAAAAGAGAAAUGAUACUUUAGCUGCUGAACUUGUCAGAAACGAAAAAGAUGGAAGAAAUUCUGAUGCACUUUCUAAAGAAAGUGUGCUUACUUGCAGUCUUCAAAAUGAAAAUGAUUUACUUAAGAAAGAAUUGUCACAAUACAGGGAUGACUACCAUCGAACAUACACAGAAAAACAAAAACUUGCUGCAGAAUUCCACGACCUCCAGCUUCAAAUGUCUAGGUGGGAAACAAGUUACCAUGGAAUCAAACGAGAGAAAGACGAUCUUUAUUUCCAGCUUACUGAGUUACAAAACCGGUUUGACCAGUUAAAAGAAUCGUCGCAAACUGAGAAACAGGUGAUUCGAUAUGUUGGCUUUGACACCGAUAGAUCGGGUGUCACCGAUCAAAAUGCCGGUCUACAAAAGCUGAUGGACGAGAAAGGUAGACUCUCUGGUGAGGUAGCUUCCUUGAACCUACUGCUUUCAUCUUACAAAGAAAAACUCGAUUCGCUUCACUUGGAAAAAGUACAGCUGCACGCUAACCUAGAAGAGUCCAAGAGGAAGGUUUUCAACCUCGAACAAGCUAACCACACCCUCACCUCAGAGAAGCGUCAACUUGAGCAUCAGAUUUCCAUUGCACCUGAGAAAAGCAAUAAUCGAUUGGAAGAAAUUGAUAAGAGUUUCCAGUUGGAAAAAUUCCACGAAUGUAUUUACGAACUAGAGAAGGAGACAAGAAAAUUGAAGGCAGAAAAUUACUAUCAUCAGAAAAUUAUGGAGAAGAAAAACGCAGACUUAAGUGAACUGCGCUCCCAAAUAUUUUCCUGGCAGAAGGAGGUAGAGAAACUGGAGAAAGAGUUGUUCGUGGCCAAAGAAGCGUACAAAAAGUCCGACAAGCGAAUGAAAGAAAUCUUCAGCUCUCAACACGAGCCGCUGACAGUGGGAGAUCUCCGUGGCCUAAUCAGCGCAUCACCAGUUUUAAGCAUACGUAGUAUAUCAGUGGUCGAGCAAAGCCUUACAGGAAGAAAUUUGACUGGGGAACAAAGCCUAAGCCUAAGUGAUAUUUAUCCUUUAGAGAGUUUUAGUUGUUCAAUUCACAAUUAAGUGAGUUAUAUAUCUAUAACCAACCUUUUUAACACGACGAGUUACGAUUCUCAGGCAUUUCAAGGAAAGUGCUUUUGGUUAUUUUGCUCAUUAAGUUUUCGUUGAACAUUUGCAGCAA
Messenger RNA from Stylophora pistillata, 7864 nucleotides. RefSeq lists its product as uncharacterized. Lineage: Eukaryota; Metazoa; Cnidaria; Anthozoa; Scleractinia; Pocilloporidae. The record is from RefSeq and is a predicted model, not a curated record.